This is a messenger RNA of Leguminivora glycinivorella, 1421 nucleotides long. RefSeq names its product enhancer of mRNA-decapping protein 4-like. The coding region runs from base 16 to 1290 and encodes 424 amino acids. The transcript is spliced from 8 exons. Gene Ontology annotation, cellular component: P-body. Lineage: Eukaryota; Metazoa; Arthropoda; Insecta; Lepidoptera; Tortricidae. Gene Ontology annotation, biological process: deadenylation-independent decapping of nuclear-transcribed mRNA. The record is from RefSeq and is a predicted model, not a curated record.
ACUUGCAAACACAAAAUGGCCGGCGCCGUCCCGUGUAAGAAAAUGAAACGCUCGAAGUCUCUAGAUACUCUGUUAGAAAAUGUGAAUAAAUAUAGUGAGUGGAUCGAGGAUUAUAGUGGCGACGACAGUGGUGUGCAGUCUCAUGAUGGGUUUUUGAGUUUGGAAAGGAAGGUUGAUAAACUGAGUGAUGUCUGUGCAGAACAGACCCGACUGCUGGCCGAGUUAGCAGAGCAGGUCCGCGGGCGGAGCGCCGGAGACGAGCUAGGAGCUGUGCUGGCUGAGUUGCUGGAUAAACUAGCCGAAGAAGGGGAAAAUAAUGGAGAGAGCGGUGCUCGUAGUCUCCUGAGCGCCAUCGAAGCCCGGCCCAGCCUGGAGCGCCGAGUCGGGACUGCGCUGACGGACUUACUUCAGAGCGAGGAUUUAAAACAGCGCAUAGUGUCGUCAACGACUGAAUCCAUCAAGGAACUCAUAAGAAACUUAUUCAGCGUCGAAGUGUCGUCUCUCUACGUGCCGGUUAUGGAACGAGCCCACCGUCAGCUGCUCAACCAUGUCACCAAAAUGGUCGCCACUGCGUUUGCUGACCUGGAGGAGAACACCGCAUGCAACGCCGAAGCCCUGCGGCAGACUUCGCAGUCCCUACAGGCAGCAUUGCAGCGGCACGAGUGCUUGUUGAAGCAAGCUUGCGACGGCAGUGACCGGUUGGUCGACGCUGUUACCAGUACCACAGAGAAAGUCAUCGAGCGAGAGCUGAAGCCGUGGCGCGAAGAAAUCUCCAACGCCAUGCCACAAAUGUCUGAAUGUGACUCUGGCCGAGCCGAGUCUCCAGACCCUCUUCCUGUAUUAGAUAGCCCAGAGAUACCUGAAGUCAAUGAGAAUGGCCUAUCUCCCGUCGAUCGCAUGAUGUACACAGCGGAGGUAGCCAUGCUGGUCCGCACGGGUGACGUGAACGGCGCGUUCUCGCGUGCGCUGCUGGCGGGGGACCUGGAGGUGGUGAUGUCUGCGUGCCGCGCCGUAUCCGUACUAGCGGCGCCGGCGCUCAAGCAGCCCGUGCUGCUGAGCCUGCUGCAGCAGCUGGCUACUGACUUGCUGCUCGACACGCCGCUCAAGUGCAGUUACUUGGAGUACGCCUUGCUAAACCUGAACCCCCUGGAUCCCGUGACGCGGGUGCACCUGCCCCUCGUAGUGGGCGAGCUUCACCGAUACCUGACCGCCUUUCUACACAAGUACCCUCACCACUUACAAGGCCACAGAAUAGCCGCCAUUAUUACUACUGCACAAAAACUUCUCUGAUACGAAAUGUUGCCUGUUGAAAUUAUGUUUUAUUUUUAUAUUUUAUUAAAAAUAGUUUUAAGGCUUGGUAGUUUUAGUAUGCAUCAUUUUUUUCUUUUAAUUUUAAUCAUUAUUAAAGUUAUGAAAGAGAA